Molecule: messenger RNA, 1386 nt
Organism: Serendipita indica DSM 11827
Lineage: Eukaryota; Fungi; Basidiomycota; Agaricomycetes; Sebacinales; Serendipitaceae
Source: the annotation of a GenBank genome assembly
AUGGCUCUCGCAGUCGCCGUUUACUCCCUAUCAGCCAGCGCCGCGUCUAAUACAACAGAAUGUCUUCCAUCAUGCGCAAAUCAGUACAGGAGCCUAUCUGGAAUAGUCUUCAGCUGUCUCACGACCAUCCUCCUGUGCAUUUGGGUCGCCCUCCAUCUCAAUGUCCCAGAGCCUGUGGACACCCGAGGCUUGGGUUACUUGGCUCGGUUCAAGAUCUGGAUAAGAUCCUUCUUUCGAUGCAUCGUGGCUCCAGUCUUUGUCACGCUAGUAUUUCCAGAAUGGGUUCUGGGCAUUGCAGUCCGUCAGUUCAUUGCGGCAUCCCGUGUAGCCAAGAAGAUUGAUGCUACUCGCCAACAAGGAUUCUUCAUCAUCAUGGGUGGCUUUCAUCUGUUCAAACAAAGCCAAGGGUCUUUAAAGAACCAGAUUGAGACUAGGAAGGAAAACGCAGAGGAGAGUAACCUAUCGGUCCGAACUUCCUCGGUAGAAGUGGGAGACGGUCGAGGUAGCUGUGCACCAGGAACAAAGCCGAGCAAUCCAUUUGAAGAGGAGUUUGGAGAUCCUAUCCACCCUCUCGAUGAAUUCGACGUCUGUCGUCUUCUCCAGACUGAUAAACUGCGCCUCCCUAAUACUGCCGACCUUGAAGACAGGUGCAAGAGCGAUGGACUUGCAAAGUUUCUCGUCAUCGUCCAGACUCUCUGGUUUAUCACUCAGUGUAUUGCACGGAAAGUUAGCAAACUGCCACUUACUGAGCUCGAGGUCAUUACGCUUGGCUAUACCCUGCUCACAGUGGCAAUGUACAUCUCAUGGUGGGACAAGCCAUACCGAGUGACAUUCCCUGUGCGUGUAUAUGAAACACUCCCAGAACGUACAAGAGAGCAAGAGAGGUUAAAGCAGAGGAUGGAAGAAGCCGGCUUUUGGCGGAUGGCUUUUCAGUAUGCCAUGGGCGCUCAGGGUGAGAACAUCGACUUACGGAGUGUGAAGCGAGUUCCAAUGUUUCACCCCGGGUACAAAAAAGUACAGUGGAAUGUGAGCGAUUUUGGUGGCAUUCUGACCACGGUCUUUGUCGGGACACUGUUUGGUGCUGUCCAUUUUCUAGCGUGGUCCUCUCCAUUUCCAUCCGAUCAUAUGCAGUUUCUCUGGCGAUUUGCGACAAUUGUCAUGUCUGUAGUCCCACCUGCAGCAGUGGUAGUCGCGGUCUUCAGUUUGCUAGUCGACAGACUGUCCGAGGUGCUGGGUGUCUUGAUCGCAGAUUCCCUAUUUCUAUUACCGCCCCUCUACUUUGUUGGAAGAGGCAUAACAAUCGUGCUUGCACUGGUGACGCUAGCAGCACUUCCACUCGAGGCAUAUCGAGACGUGGCAUGGUCAGACUUCUUCCCCCACAUUUAG